Messenger RNA from Coprinopsis cinerea okayama7#130, 990 nucleotides. Its product is annotated as thiosulfate sulfurtransferase. The transcript has 6 exons. Gene Ontology annotation, cellular component: mitochondrion. The coding region runs from base 1 to 990 and encodes 329 amino acids. Lineage: Eukaryota; Fungi; Basidiomycota; Agaricomycetes; Agaricales; Psathyrellaceae. Gene Ontology annotation, biological process: transsulfuration. The record is from RefSeq and is a predicted model, not a curated record. Gene Ontology annotation, molecular function: thiosulfate-cyanide sulfurtransferase activity.
AUGUCGUCUUCACAGUUUGGAACGAGAGCGUACAGCUCUCAAAGGAUCCCUCUCGUCUUGAGCCCACAGGACGUGAACAACCUCAGGCAUUCCCAGCAGGAGCAAUCCGAUAUUGCGCUACUCGAUGCUACUUGGUUUAUGCCCAACUCACCUAGGAACCCACAGAAAGAGUUUCUGGAACGACGUAUUCCAGGUGCUCAGCGCUUGGACUUGGACGCAGUCGCGAGUGAACACGAACUCGGACUCAAACACAUGAUGCCCAGCAAGGCCAUCUUCGCAAAGGCGUGUGGUGAACUCGGAAUCUCUCCCGAUUCCCAUGUGGUAAUCUACGACAGCCAUGGCGUCUUCUCCUCCCCGCGUGCACUCUUCAUGUUCCGCGCCUUUGGCCACGAAAAGUCAAGUAUCAUCAACGGAGGUCUUCCCCGAUGGAUCGACGAGGGUCUCCCAAUUGACACUGAAGCACCUUUGACACCUUCACCCGUCCAAUAUGAACCUCCCCCUCGAUUCCGUCCAGAGACUGUCCGAUCUUACAUGGAUGUCGUCCUCAACUCGCAAUUCGACCCCAAAUCCAACGCACUCUCCGAGCUCGUCUUAGACGCACGCUCCAAAGGACGCUACCUCGGCACCGACCCCGAACCCCGCCCAGGCCUCUCCUCAGGACACAUCCCGCACUCCAUCUCCCUCCCCUUCAACCUCUUCCUCAAGCAGAACAAGGCCCAAUCCGGUAACCUAUCCUCCGACUACACCACCCUCCUGCGCCCCUCCGAAAUCCGCCAGGUCCUCGAAGACACCCUCGGAGAGCAGGAGGUCGAGGACAUCAUCGCCGGUGACCGGUCCGUCGUAGCGAGCUGCGGGAGUGGUAUGACAGCCGGCGUGUUGUGGCUUGGACUGCAGCUCUUGGGUGCUCGGAAAGUAGCGAUCUAUGAUGAGUCCUGGACGGGAUAUGCGAUGCGACCCGAGAGCAAGAUCGUCAAAUCGGACGGCGCUUAA